This is a messenger RNA of Dunckerocampus dactyliophorus (ringed pipefish), 2770 nucleotides long. RefSeq names its product solute carrier family 22 member 13-like. The transcript is spliced from 10 exons. Gene Ontology annotation, molecular function: transmembrane transporter activity. Gene Ontology annotation, biological process: transmembrane transport. The record is from RefSeq and is a predicted model, not a curated record. The coding region runs from base 413 to 2101 and encodes 562 amino acids. Lineage: Eukaryota; Metazoa; Chordata; Actinopteri; Syngnathiformes; Syngnathidae. Gene Ontology annotation, cellular component: membrane.
ACUACUUUUCUGCAACAGCAGAGGCAGCCUAUUUAUUUAUUUUGUGGUCUGAAGAAGAAGAACAUGACAUCAGCUAUGGGAAAUUGAAGUACAUCCAUGCAGACUGUGCUCUGUCUCAACUCCUUUGUGCAGCAUUAUUCUGAGAUUCACAGAUUCUUCAAACCUGCAACUGCAAACCUACACUCUUAUUGAAAGCACAUCUUGUAUCCUUGCAUUUCUUCAACUUAGCUCACAUUUGCUGGACUGGCCCUUCACUAAGAUCAUGUUGACAUGCUCAUGUUUUUUAAAAUGUUGUUUUAUACAUACAGUGCUACACCAGUAUGAAAUUUAAGUUUUGUAAACGUGUUAAUUGUGAUCCAAAUUGCGUGCAAAGGUUGUGCUCAAGCCACAUCUGGUUACUGACUAAAGCACAAUGGUUAAACAUUCAUCUGAGCCUGAACACAGAGGUUUCCCACGUUGUCUCACACGUCUAAAUAUGGGUUUUGGAGAAAUUCUAAAGACCAUAGGAGAAUUUGGAAUUUUUCAAAAGCUUAUUCUUUUUGGAUUAACCUUUCCGAAUGUAAUACUGUCUAUGUCUUUUUCUAGUUUUCUUUUCAUUCAGUCGGAUCCAGAGCGACACUGUAACACAGACUGGAUUCUCCAGGCUGCUCCCAACCUGACGUUGGAUGAGCAGCUGAACUUGACCAUUCCGCUGCAGCAGGAUGGUUCUUUCAGCAGGUGCCACAUGUUUGUCCCAGUGGAUUGGGACAUCAGAACCAUCCGGGAGCAUGGAAUCAAUGAAACCACUGUGUGCCAGAAUGGUUGGGUGUACUACGACACAACGUAUGAGUCCACCAUUGUCACUGACUUCGAUCUUGUCUGUGACAGGUCCAACAUACUUGAUGUUGUGCAGACAACCUUCAUGGCUGGUAUUCUCUUAGGUUCCGUAGUUUUUGGUCCUAUUGCUGAAUCAUUUGGUCGUCAGAAAUCAACGCAGAUACCAGCUGUGCUCCUGUUAAUAUGCACUGUUGUGAGUGGUGCGUCUCCAAAUUUCUACGUCUACAUUGUGGCACAGUUCCUGGUUGGAGCGGCUCUUGCGGGUUACAGGAUUAACUCCACUGUAUUAGCGACAGAGUGGAUAGGAAUCACCAAAAGGUCCUUUGCCUCCUGUUUGGGCCAAAUGUUUGCUGCACUGGGACAAUGUGUCCUGGCUGGACUGGUCUAUGUGAUUCGUAAUUGGAGACUAGCACAAUAUGUGGCGGCAGCAGUGCAGUCUGUUGUUGUCCUCUACAUCUGGUGGAUUCCAGAAUCUGCAAGGUGGUUGUUGGGUCGAGGAAGGAACGAGGAAGCAAAGAGGUUGAUCAGGAAAGUCGCAUCAAUAAAUAAACAGCAAGUGUCAGAGAAUACACUGGACUGUUUGGGGUAUGAGGAAGCAGAAGUCCAAACCGCAGCAAUGAAUAUCAUUUUAGCCUCACCAAUCUUACUGAAAUAUUUGUUAAUUAUGUGUUUUGCCUGGUUUUCCCUCAAUGUAGGCUACUUCUCCCUUAUUCUUAAUGUGGGUACGUUUGGCUUGAACAUCUUCCUGGUUCAAUUCAUCUUUGGAAUCUCGGAAAUGCCUGCACACCUUCUCUGCAUCUGGAUAUUGGAAUUAUUGGGGAGAAAGAUUUCCCUGAUUUUAACACUUCUGGCUGGCGGGUUUGUCUGCCUUUUAACACUGGCUUUUUCACAAGACAAUACUCUUGUUAUUGUGGCUCUUGUAGCGAUAGGGAAGUUCUUUUUGAAUGGGGCUGGUUCCAUAUGCAUGGUCUACUCUCAGGAGCUGUUUCCCACUUCGGUCAGGCAAACAGCCGUUGGUCUGGGCUCCAUUUCUAUGAGAGGAGCUGGCCUGCUUGCGCCACUGGUCAACAUGUUGGCCAUUUACAACUGGUUCUUACCCAUCAUUGUGUUCAGCAGCCUCGCAGUGUUGAGUGGAGCUCUGGUUUUCCUUCUUCCUGAAACCAGAAGCAUAGAACUGCCCGAUUCCACAAGUGAUGUUGAGGGCAAAAGAAAUAUCAUCACCACGAAAACAGAAAGUGACUCCAAGCAGACUGAACACAACAGCAGAAAAUCUACCAAACUAUAGUUUACAUAUUGUUUGUCUACAUCAGGGGUGUCCAAACUUUGUCCACCGAGGGCCACAUACGGAAAAAUGAAAGGAAGCAAGGGCCACUCUGAUGUUUUGUAAAGCAACACCUGUAGAUAUGCUAAGAAGUUAUAUACGGUAUGCUGUAUUUCAAUAAAAAAAUGCAUCUCAGCUUUGUGACGUAGGUGAAAAAGCAUAUUAUUAGUGUGACCUUCUGUCUUUGCUCUUUUUUUCCCCCAUUUUUGCUGUUGUUUGUUUUGGUCUCACUUUUCAAUAAUGUACACAAAAAUACAGCAGUUACUGAAGAACUAAUGAGGAACUAAUGAGGAACUAAUGACUAAAGCACAUAAAUUUAAAGUGGUUACUGAAGAACUAAUGACAAACUAAUGAGGAACUAAUGAGUAGAGUAGUUACUGAGGAACUAAUGACUGAGUGCUGAGUAGAGUAGUUACUGAGGAACUACUGAGGAACUAAUGGCGAACUAAUGAGGAACUAAUGACUAAGGCACCUAAAUUUAGAGUGGUUACUGAAGAACUAAUGACCAACUGAGUAGAAUAAUUACUGAGGAACUAAUGCUGAACUAAUGACGAACUAAUGAAUAGAGUAGUUACUGAGGAACUAAUGAUGAACUAAUAAGGAACUAAUGACUAAGGCACAUAAAUUUAGAGU